Molecule: messenger RNA, 723 nt
Organism: Closterium sp. Yama58-4
Lineage: Eukaryota; Viridiplantae; Streptophyta; Zygnematophyceae; Desmidiales; Closteriaceae
Source: the annotation of a GenBank genome assembly
AUGGCGAAUCGUCUGACAAGGUGCUUCAAUUCCUGGAUACGAUUUUUACACGAGAAAUUCUUCUACGCGGUCGUCUAUGCCAUGCUCCACACGAGGUACGUUUCAAUCGUGCAGGCCGGAGCACCUCCUGGAGCAGCGCCAGGGGCACGACCAGGUGCAGCCCCAGGGGCGGCACCAGGAGCACGGCCAGGGGCAGCGCCUGGAGCCCCACCAGGUGCAGCACCAGGGGCUGCACCAGGAGCAGCUCCAGGAGCACGGCCAGGUGCAGCACCUGGAGCCCCACCAGGGGCAGCACCAGGAGCACGACCAGGAGCGGCUCCAGGAGCCCCGCCAGGGGCAGCGCCAGGAGCAGCACCGGGUGCAGCCCCAGGAGCGGCACCAGGAGCACGGCCAGGGGCAGCCCCCGGAGCAGCCCCGGGAGCGGCACCAGGAGCAGCGCCAGGAGCAGCGCCAGGAGCACGGCCAGGAGCAGCUCCUGGAGCAGGAGUAGGAGGAGCCUUACCCCCCGCAGCAGGAGUAGGUGCAGGGGCAGGGGUGGGAGCGGGGGUGGGUGCAGGGGUGGGCGCAGGAGUGGGAGCAGGGGUAGGAGCAGGAGUGGGUGCAGGGGUGGGUGCAGGGGUCGGGGCAGCAGCAGGCACAGGGGCGCAGCGCGGAGUGGGAGCAGCAGAGGGGACACCAGCCAGGGGAGGGGGUUCCUUGCCAGGAGCAGACGGGGCAGGGUAG